GCACUCAGCAUGGUUAUCGUGACCUGAUUUUAAAACGGCAUGCUACAUCACUACAUCUGAAAUUUUGCAACAAUUUGUGAAAAACUAUAAUCUACAGAGGUACUCUGACUAAAAUUCACUCAUGGAUCCCGAGCAUUUAAACAGUAAAAAUCAACAACACGACAAAGAACAUCCCAGAAACCUGAUUCCAGAACUUUGUCGACUAUUUUAUGAUUUGGGUUGGGUUACAGGCACGGGUGGUGGUAUAAGUAUAAAAUUGGGAGAAAAGAUUUACAUUGCCCCGUCUGGUGUCCAGAAGGAAAGAAUUCAACCCGAUGAGCUUUUUGUGCAGAAUAUUAAAGGCGUCGACAUCGAAACGCCUCCUCCUGCCAAGAAAUUGAAAAAGAGUCAAUGCACGCCCCUCUUUAUGUGUGCCUACACAGUGAGAAAUGCUGGUGCAGUCAUUCAUUCUCAUUCCAAAUCGGCUGUAAUGGCAACUCUACUGUAUCCAGGUAAAGAAUUCCGGAUCACCCACAUGGAGAUGAUUAAGGGGAUUAGAAAGGACACCAAUGGAGGGUAUCUCCGGUUUGAUGAUAUGUUGGUGGUUCCCAUAAUCGAAAAUACAGCCGAGGAACGUGAUUUGGAAACAUCCUUAGCAAAAGCAAUUGCCGAAUACCCGGAUACCUGCGCAGUAUUGGUCAGACGGCACGGGUUCUAUGUUUGGGGUCCGACAUGGCAGAAAGCUAAAUGUAUGUGUGAAUGUUAUGAUUAUUUGUUUGAUAUUGCUGUUCAGAUGAAAACUAUCAAUUUGAAUCCCGAGAAAAUUCCUGAAUAAAGUUGAUAGCAUUGUUUCAA
Lottia gigantea (owl limpet) is the source of this 834-nucleotide messenger RNA. RefSeq lists its product as hypothetical. The record is from RefSeq and is a predicted model, not a curated record. The transcript is spliced from 2 exons. Bases 122 to 814 code for a protein of 230 amino acids. NCBI's taxonomy places the organism in Eukaryota, Metazoa, Mollusca, Gastropoda, Lottiidae. Gene Ontology annotation, cellular component: cytoplasm. Gene Ontology annotation, molecular function: metal ion binding; methylthioribulose 1-phosphate dehydratase activity.